AUGCCACACAAAGCAUUGCAACAACUUUUGAAAUCUGGAGCUGCUGGUCUGGAUCCACUCUAUAAACAAAUUCUUUCCUCUGCUUCUGGGACAAUGGCUCUUUAUCAGAUUCUUGGAACAAUCAUGAUUCUGGAGGAUAACAAAUCCAUCUCUUUUCUUAGCUCCCUCCUCAAUCUUCAGCAUGAGGAGGUUAUUCAUGAGCUACUGGGGGUACAGUCAAUUAUCAAAAUUCCUGGGGAUGAUAAUGAGCCUAUCAUGCUCUAUCACACAUCUCUGCGAGAUUUUCUGACCCUCAAAUCACGAUCAGAGCAAUAUUUCAUUGAUCCUCCUCUGCGACACCUUCAUCUGGCCAUACACUGUUUGGAGCAUCUGGCAAAAUAUCCUUCAAAGGACUUUUUUGAUGCUCAUGUCGCCAACUAUGCUUGCUAUAAAUGGCCACACCAUAUUCUGUUAGGAUUUGAGGGCAAGCAGACAUUAAAUGUGGAUGAAACAAUCAUGACCUCUUUGGUAACUCUCAUCAAAAUUUUACUGACAUUUCAUAGUAAGACAUGGUAUAAUACCAUGGUGACUUUUGGAACUCGUGGGAGACUGAGGGUGUUAAAGUCCAUGAGAAAGGCAAAGGAUUUGUUUCAAACAUCACAGGGGUCAAUUGCUACAAGAAAUUUGACAGAGCUAUUUCAACAAGUUAUUGAUUUUCAUGAAGAGCAUGUAAGCCAAGCCACAAUAACAAUUUAUGGGUGUUGA
This is a messenger RNA of Laccaria bicolor S238N-H82, 744 nucleotides long. RefSeq lists its product as uncharacterized. The record is from RefSeq and is a predicted model, not a curated record. The transcript is spliced from 4 exons. NCBI's taxonomy places the organism in Eukaryota, Fungi, Basidiomycota, Agaricomycetes, Agaricales, Hydnangiaceae. Bases 1 to 744 code for a protein of 247 amino acids.